CGAAAUAUGUAGAGAAACGUUUUGUUUGUGCAAUGCCUAAACCACAUGAGUUGCUUGCUAGUGAAACUGCAGAAAUACUAUCCAUUGAUAGUGGCGGCGGUGAAGGUGCGCGAAAAUGGGCAGUGAAAAAGUAUCGCAGACGUGGUCAUAGAAAACGCAAGCGUUCCAGUUCAAAAUCUGAUGAGGAUGAUGAUAAUGAAUCUCUAGAUAUACCUUCAAUGUCGUUGAGUAUAUCACGUGAAGACUUACUUGUUAUUGGCGAAGAAUUAACAACAGAGUGUCUUUCAAUGCCAGCUAUUCUUGGUUCAGAUCAAGAAUCUACAGAAGGCGAAAAUGAACCAGAAGUGCUGGAUGAAAUCCCAUUUUCGAAAUUAGAUGCAAAUCUUAUGUUGUAUAAAGCGUCAAAAGUACAUAAUUUGCCCGUCAUGUGCAUGGCUUUUGCUUUGGGUGCUAAUAAGCAUUGGAGAAAUGUGAGUGAUUUCAAUCGCACUUUUCUACAUCAAGCCGUUUUGUCUGGUUCAGUUAUGGCUUGCGAAUAUUUACUUCUAAAUGGUGUACCGAUUGACGCAGUCGAUGAUAAUGGUUUAAGUGCACUGCAUAUGUCUACAGAUAAAGGUUACAUCGCACAAGUGUAUUUACUAUUGAAACAUAAAGCAAAAUAUGACACUGAAUCAAACGAUGGUAAAAAACCUUUGGAUAUUGCAGUUGAUCAACGUAAUGCCGAUAUUGUCACACUUUUACGUCUGACGCGUCUUAACGAUGAAAUCGGACUUAACGACGAAGGUAACGGAGAAGAUGAAACUUACAAAGAUGUGAUGAAAGAUUUUUCGCACUUUGCAGCAAGUCAACCACGUAUGUUGCGAAAUCGUAAUGAUACAAAUACACUCGAAUCACAACGUUCCUCAUUAACGAAUUCAGAUUAGUUUUAACCAGCUGAAAUAGUAAAAUGUAUUAAAGAUCUGCAUAUCGUUGUUAGGCAAAGAAAAUAAAGCACUGAAAAUGAACAGGAAAUUAUUUGCAUAUAUACAUACGCCAGAGUGAUUGACGUUUAGUUUUAUUUAUAACUGCUUUAAAUAUAAAAUAAUUCAAUAAUUUUACAUGUUAUUGUAUGCUUCGAAAUCAUUCGUAUUGUUAAAUAUUGA
Teleopsis dalmanni is the source of this 1142-nucleotide messenger RNA. RefSeq names its product arf-GAP with coiled-coil, ANK repeat and PH domain-containing protein 2-like. Lineage: Eukaryota; Metazoa; Arthropoda; Insecta; Diptera; Diopsidae. The record is from RefSeq and is a predicted model, not a curated record. Bases 33 to 923 code for a protein of 296 amino acids. Gene Ontology annotation, molecular function: protein binding; GTPase activator activity. The transcript is spliced from 4 exons.